CACCAGACGUGUCAAAAAACAAGUUCACUUAAAAUCUCGUGAAGGAAAAUAAAAAAGGAAAAAAGUGAUGGUUUUUAUUGCAAUUAGUAUAGAGAUGUCUGUAUCUGAUAGUAAUAAUCGGCUAAAAUGAUAUUUAAAAUGGCUUUGGACAAGUAUGACGACGUGUAACUUAGGCAGCUUUCUUUCUUUCUCUUUCUAAAACGCAAAAGAAAAAGAAAAAAAAAAAGAUCUGUGAAAAUGACAAAAAAACCAAAGGAUAAAAUGGUCAAAGAAAAAAAUAAAUCGAAACAUAUGAAGGGCCGAGAAAGCAACAGAAAGUUAAGAAACCCUGAUUAUCGAGUUCUGUGAGAUCUGCAAAACGAAACAAUACAAAGAGGAGAAAAAUAGCCUCUCUCUCCCACUCUCUUCUCUUCUUUGCGAUUUUAUUUUUAUUUUUUCCUCAGAGACACGCAGAGACAAAUAGAAGCCUAUUGUGUUCGUUGCUGUUGAGUUUGGAUCUAAAGGCACACAAAAUCUUUCUCCUUUAUCUAUUAUCCAUAUAUUAUCAAAGAAGAAAAGAAAAAAGAUAUGAGGAUUCGAAAGAACGCAAACCUCUCUUCGCUUAUGUUCUCGCACGCUUCCGGAACUGAGGUGUUACAGACGCACGUCUGUCAGCUAAACCAGUCGCCAUGGGAUGUGAUUCCUUUUUCUCAAGAAGCUUACCAAUCUUCGCAUCUUCAUCAGUACGAAGGAGAAGAUAGCUUUAGUGGAAACGGUAGCCUAGCAGAUUCUAUUGGUGCUGUUGAGAGCAGCAGCGUCGCUUCGUUAAUGGAGUAUGACCCAGAAGACAAAGCAGCGAUAAAGAUAAAGGUUAAUAAUAUGGUCAUCGUAGACGAUGAUAAUUAUGAAAUAAGAAGGAUUAAUCAAGAGAAGAAAACAAUGUCGGAAGAAGAUUGCGAAUUCAACCACAAGUUGAAAAAAGGAGAGAAAAUUUAUUGCUGCAACAAGAUUGAUGGGAAAGAGUGGCAUUGCAAGAAUGAACUAAAAGAAGGUCAUUCGAUGUGCGACCAUCAUAUCUUGUCUUCGCUUAAAUCAUCUUACAACAAUAAUGUUACUAGUGCUUGUAUUGCUAGCCCUACUAACAGUCCAUCAAUCAAGAAACCCGAAAAAGCUGUAGCUGGGACACGCCGCGGCCGGGGUAAGGGAGCCAAGAAAGGGCAAUCAUCGAGCUCGAAUCCGUAUGAAUUUUACUAUUAUUCCGGGUUUGGGCCGUUGUGGGGCAAAAGGAGAGGUGAUAGGGGUGAAGGGAACAAAAAUGAAAGUAAAGAAUCUGAAAUUAGCGGUGCUAUUGCCAUCCACCAUAAUACGACGCCGUUUUCAGCUCCAUUGCCAAUCGAAGAUCACCAAGAGUUGGAUUUUGUGGAUGAGGAUGAUGACGAUGACGAAGACAGCGAAGGUGGUGAUAUUGGAAAGAAACGGAUGCGAAAACCAGUUAAAGCUAGAUCCUUGAAGUCCCUUAUGUAAUUUCGACUUUUUAUCGUUUUAUAUUUCUGUUUAUUAUGUUCUUAAUUGAUUUUUAAUUUUUUUUUUUUUUUUUCUUUUUAGGGUUAGGGGAGGGUUUUGCUUGUGAUGAUUUUGGUGCACAAUAGGUUGUGAUGUAUCGUGCGUGAGAUUAGAUUUUCUCUGUAACAUGACAGUAGGAGAAAGUAUAGGGUGUGGCAUUAGCGGACUUAAAGAUCGUAUUAGUCAACUGUUUCGAUAUGUAAGGGUAGUUCCGUAAUUUGACCUUUUUUUUUUUUUUUUUGGUUCCAAAUUAUGCUCCUUUUUGGUUAGCAACGAGUAGCGUAGAUCCUUUAGGUCCGCAUUAUGUAUUGACGUCGCACUAAUGUCUGAUUAAAUUAGAAAACCUUUUUAAAAAAGAAAAAAAAAGAAGAAAAGAACUAAUGAUUUCCUUGGAUGAGGAUUUUAUUU
This is a messenger RNA of Ricinus communis (castor bean), 1950 nucleotides long. RefSeq lists its product as uncharacterized. The record is from RefSeq and is a predicted model, not a curated record. Lineage: Eukaryota; Viridiplantae; Streptophyta; Magnoliopsida; Malpighiales; Euphorbiaceae. The transcript has 3 exons. Bases 568 to 1503 code for a protein of 311 amino acids.